Penicillium cinerascens is the source of this 1287-nucleotide messenger RNA. RefSeq names its product endonuclease III domain-containing protein. The transcript has a single exon. Gene Ontology annotation, biological process: base-excision repair; base-excision repair, AP site formation; nucleotide-excision repair. The record is from RefSeq and is a predicted model, not a curated record. Gene Ontology annotation, molecular function: oxidized pyrimidine nucleobase lesion DNA N-glycosylase activity; DNA binding; DNA-(apurinic or apyrimidinic site) endonuclease activity. Gene Ontology annotation, cellular component: nucleus. Lineage: Eukaryota; Fungi; Ascomycota; Eurotiomycetes; Eurotiales; Aspergillaceae. Bases 1 to 1287 code for a protein of 428 amino acids.
AUGCGCACCUCGCGUGCUUCCAAGGAGGCCUCCAAGGUCUUCCAGGCACUGUCGCCUGCGCGACGCUCAACGCGUAAUUCCUCGCUCAAUAGCAGCGCGCUGCGAAGUUUCGCAUUCAAUUCAGAUCCGACCGUGAAGACGGAGUCGAUCCCAACGAUCGCUCAUCUUCCUGUCAGAAGCGACGAUGAAUCUUCCCUCUCGUCCGCCGAUACAGCUGACAUCGAAGAUCUCGUCGAACCGCCUCCCAAACGUCGGAAACGCAAUGCCAGUCCCAAGAUCCUCCCGACGCCAACUCGAACUGCGCGCAAGCCCGUGAAAGAGGAAGCUCCAGAUGAAAAGGCCACACCGCCAUCUAAGGCUCGCCGCAUGCCGGCAAGGAAAACUCGUGAUGCCCAAGGGGAGGUCGUUAUGGAGCCACCAUCCAACUGGGAGACCAUGUACAACAUUGUGAAGAAGAUGCGUGAGGAUAACCCGACGGCACCGGUGGAUACAAUGGGUUGUGCUGAACUCUACUGGCGGGCCUCAUCACCGAAAGACCGUCGCUUCCAAACUCUCAUCGCAUUGAUGCUUUCAUCCCAGACCAAGGACACCGUCACUGCGGUCGCGAUGCAGCGGCUUCACACCGAGCUUGGAGAGCAGCAGGAGAGUGCGGAUGGCCUCAAAACCGAACAACCGGAAUGCAUCAGCGACGUCAAGAUCAAGACCGAGGAGGGCGAGACCAAGACCCCGGAAUCGAAAGACAGCACGCUCAACUUGAACAACAUCCUCGCCGUAUCCCCAACUAAGCUGAAUGAACUCAUCCAGAAAGUCGGAUUCCAUAAUAACAAAACCAAGUACAUCAAAGCUGCCGCUCUCAUCCUACGCGACCAGUACGAAGGCGAUAUCCCCCCGACCCCAGAAGAGCUCAUGAAACUGCCCGGCGUGGGCCCGAAAAUGGCCUACCUCUGCAUGAGCGCAGCUUGGGGUAAACACUUGGGCAUUGGAGUAGAUGUCCACGUGCAUCGGAUCACCAAUCUAUGGGGCUGGCACAAGACGAAAACGCCCGAGGAGACUCGUCUGGCGUUGCAGUCUUGGUUGCCAAAGGAUAAAUGGCAUGAGAUUAAUAAGUUGCUUGUUGGGCUUGGUCAGACGGUUUGUCUUCCUGUAAAGAGACGAUGUGGAGAGUGUUAUCUGGCCGGGACGAAGCUUUGCAAGAGCGAGGUGAAGGGUCUUUUGCCGGUCAAGACCGAGGCUGGUAUUAAGAGUCUUGUGGAUGAAGAGCCAAAGAUCAAGAUUGAAGCCCUGUGA